UAUAUAUAAUAUAGAAAGAUGAGACGAGACGCGAUGCGAUGCGGCCUUUGCUGGAUCGCUGCUCAUGUCAUGGCUAAACUCAAGAGGGUGUGUGUUUUCUGCGGAAGCAGACCUGGCAACAGAAACAUAUUUAGUGACGCUGCCCUCCAUCUCGCUACACACCUCGUUGAGAGGCGGAUGGAUUUGGUGUACGGAGGAAGCAGUACUGGAUUAAUGGGUGUGGUUUCCCGGACAGCACACCAAGGCGGCUGUUCUGUGGUAGGAAUCAUCCCGGCUGCACUCGUUCCUGCUGAGAUAUCAGGGCAUGCAGCGGGACAAGUGUUGGUUGUUUCGAGUAUGCACGAAAGGAAGGCCGAGAUGGCUCGUCGAGCAGAUUGCUUCAUUGCACUCCCCGGAGGAUACGGAACCAUGGAAGAGAUGCUGGAAAUCAUAACCUGGUCUCAGCUCGGCAUCCAUAACAAACCAGUUGGGAUCUUAAACGUGGACGGCUACUACGAUUGCCUGCUUGCAUUGUUCGACAAAGGAGUUGAAGAGGGAUUCAUCAAACCCGCCGCCAGGAAUAUCGUCAUAUCUGCAACCACCCCCGAGGAGCUGCUCCGCAAGAUGGAGGAAUACACACCCGUGCAUGAACAGGUGGCACCGCAUGAGAGCUGGAGCAAAAAUGAAAGUACAGAUUCACAGUAAUUUGUAUUUUUGAAUAAAAUAGCAAUUGCCCUGUGUCUCCAUGCUUCUGAAGUCUGAAGCAGUAAUUUGUACUUUGAAAAAGGAUCUGUCUGUCCUUGUACACUAAUGGCAGUAAUGUGAGUAUGAGCCAUGAUGGGCUUUAUAA
Messenger RNA from Neltuma alba, 829 nucleotides. Its product is annotated as cytokinin riboside 5'-monophosphate phosphoribohydrolase LOG8-like. Gene Ontology annotation, molecular function: hydrolase activity, hydrolyzing N-glycosyl compounds. Gene Ontology annotation, biological process: cytokinin biosynthetic process. The record is from RefSeq and is a predicted model, not a curated record. Bases 19 to 684 code for a protein of 221 amino acids. Gene Ontology annotation, cellular component: cytosol; nucleus. The transcript has 9 exons. Lineage: Eukaryota; Viridiplantae; Streptophyta; Magnoliopsida; Fabales; Fabaceae.